This is a messenger RNA of Raphanus sativus (radish), 1543 nucleotides long. RefSeq names its product flocculation protein FLO11. The coding region runs from base 1 to 1404 and encodes 467 amino acids. The record is from RefSeq and is a predicted model, not a curated record. NCBI's taxonomy places the organism in Eukaryota, Viridiplantae, Streptophyta, Magnoliopsida, Brassicales, Brassicaceae. The transcript is spliced from 6 exons.
AUGUUUGAACUUGUUCUACUUCUGGCCAGUGAACAAUGGCUGUUUCACGCUUGUUAUAACAUUCCUUAUCUUUGCAGUGAUGUUACAAAUGGUGAAACCAGGAGUGUGCCAAUUAGUUCCACUGAAGCAGUCCCCUCCUUCUCUGUGCCAUCUUCUAGUGAUGUUACAAACAGUGAAACCAAGAGUGUGCCAAUUAGUUCGAAUGUAGCACUUCUCUCCUUGCCCGUGCCAUCUACUAGUGAUGUUACAAAUAGUGAAAGCAGGAGUGUGCCAAUUAGUUCCACUGAAACAGUUCCUCCCCUGUCCCUGCCAUCUUCUAGUGAUAUAACAAACGGUGAAACAAGAAGUGUGACAAUUAGUUCCAAAGCAGCAGCUCCUUCCUUGUCCGUGCCAUCUUCUAGAGCUCCAACAAACGUUAAAACUAAGAGACAACAAGCUUAUAGGAUAAUAUCUGCUUCUGACCCAUCAUGGGCUGAUCUUUUUAAGACCCCAGAUGCUACGAACCGAUCAUCUACUGAGUCUGAUGCUGCUAGAAGAGAUCAACUUCAAGAGUCUGCUUUGCUUAUCCCGAACCCUCCUCAAAGCUCAGCUUUUCCUGUCAACCAGCCAAUGGAUACUACAAGACAACAAAGCACUGCUACUGCAUCAUCUCCACCUGGUCUUAGGCCAACGAUCUCCAUGGCCGACUUAAACUCUUUUUUCUCAUCAGCAGGAUUUCAGCAACGUAGCGGUAGUAACAGCUACACUUUGGCGCAUGAUGGUGAUAUGACGAACCUUCAUUACCUGUGGCGCCAAGAACAGAACAACGUGCCAUCUUCAGAAGCAUUACAGCAACGUGGUGGUACUAAUAACGACACUUCCCUUUAUCACUCUCUCGAUUCAGUGUUUUCUCAGUACAGAAACAAUAGCCUGCCUCCCUCAGCUACCUCUAGUGACGUGACGAGUGGUACCGCUGCAAACUCGAGUGGUGCCUCCUCUAUUGGUCCUUCAUCGCACGCCUCUGCUUACAGUGUUGGCAUGCCGAGUGGUAACGCUGCACCGUGGUCUGGAAGUAUCCCAAGAGUUCACUUGCCAUCAUCAAACUCGAGUGGUGGAACCUCCUCUAUUGGUCCUUCUUCUUCUCACGUUAACGGUUCAAACUCGAGGUUGGGGUAUGGAGAUUACUUGCCACCGGUUCACCUCCAGGGUAGUAGAAGCUCAAAUGAGUGGACUGUGCAAAGUGAAGAAAUUUACUUCAUCCCGUCUCACUGGAGGUCACCGGGUUACAGACCUAGCCAACAAGAACGGGAGGAAUACAGAGGGAUUGGCUAUGAAAGACUCAGAGCUUACAAUGCAUCUCUUAACCAAGAAAACAAUACAAGUGAUCCAUCUGACCAAACCCAGCAACGGCCAAGAGACAAGUAGCUAGUGUAACUUUUCAAAAAAAAAUCAACCAACUCCAACAACUGAUGACUUUCUUUCUAGUGUAUUAGCUACAUUGUAGGCAAAGAACAAUAUGCCUUUUAUAACGUUUGUUCUGUGGUUUGAUAUUUUUUACUUACAA